Messenger RNA from Fonsecaea pedrosoi CBS 271.37, 687 nucleotides. RefSeq lists its product as uncharacterized. The transcript is spliced from 3 exons. Lineage: Eukaryota; Fungi; Ascomycota; Eurotiomycetes; Chaetothyriales; Herpotrichiellaceae. The record is from RefSeq and is a predicted model, not a curated record. The coding region runs from base 1 to 687 and encodes 228 amino acids.
AUGGCCUUUACCUCACCUCAUCCGCGAGCAACCGCGACACCCUGCAUUGAAGCAGACACGAAUUCCGGCGCGACUGACACCGUCAUCACCGUGGCCAGCACUGUGACCGCAACCGUCACCGCGUCCGUUUCAGCCACCUCGAGCUCAAGCACUACCACCACUGGCCCGUUGACCACCCCAACAUCGUGGCUUACAGUCAUGGCUUCGCGAAUUGCCUCACCAAUUCACCUACUGCCCAUGAAUGCUGCAGGCUACCGCUUCUACCUUGGAGGAGAUACCGUGUCAUAUUGUCCAACUGAGGUUGAAGAAGCCGGAGGAUGUCCCACGGGGAAUCAGACUGUACUCUCUCUGUGUGCAAUGGGUGCUCUUGUUCCUGGUGGUCAGUAUUUGUAUGUGACGCCUGGUGGUGAAGUCGGCUACACCCAAGCCCAUUCGAGUCUCAUGCCGGAUGGAGCAGUCCAGUGUCCCUUCACAUACUCAAAGGCCCCAGGAGCCACGAUUGGACGACUGAAUCUGAGGGCAUUCGGGACAUCGGGGUUGAUGGCAUGUCCUACAUAUGGAGAGGCCUGGCAAGUUUUCGCCAACCUGAAGAACAUCACGGCGCCUCGAGGCAAUGUAUCCCAGUGCCUUGGUUUCGAUCCUUUGGCUUUCGAUACCCUUAAUGUUACCGCGUGGCAAUACACAUAA